Messenger RNA from Arabidopsis lyrata subsp. lyrata, 1209 nucleotides. RefSeq names its product protein HEAT-INDUCED TAS1 TARGET 2. The record is from RefSeq and is a predicted model, not a curated record. Gene Ontology annotation, cellular component: lysosome. Lineage: Eukaryota; Viridiplantae; Streptophyta; Magnoliopsida; Brassicales; Brassicaceae. The transcript has 6 exons. Gene Ontology annotation, molecular function: cysteine-type endopeptidase activity.
GUUUGCGUGCGCAGGAAGUCUUGUGAUUUUUCCAAACAUCAAUGGAGGAACUUCCUAUUAAAGUUGAGAUUCUAUACGAAUCCGAUCAACUCUUUUCAGAACUAAAGAAGAUUGGACAAUACAUCCCACUUUCAACAUUUCUCGAGAUUCUAAAACUUGAACCUGAUGGAAAAUUUGAGAUACUCAGAGUGAAGAAAAAAGUAGUGAAACCUAAGGUAGAAGGUGAAAAUAUUUAAUGUACUUAUGACGUUGUUUUCUGCUUUUUCACUUGUCGACCAAUAAAGGUAGUGCCCGAUGAAACGAAGAAGGUGGACUGGGGACCUUUUUAUGGUCCGGUGAAAGAUCAGGGAGAACACGAUAUAUGUUGGGCCAUUGUGACGGCUGAAUUAGUCACUGCAAUACGGUGGAUCAAACAACGUGAAAACGGGACUGAGUACUCGUAUCAAGAGCUUGUAGAUUUUGUGUUUCCGGAGAAGGGAAAGCUUCGAAACAAUAAGGCGCAUUUCUGUUAUAGGCUCAGCAUCUUAAAAGCCUUGAGGUAUGUUGUUCAACAAGGUAUUCAAAAAGCAGUUGACCGGCCUUUCGAUGGGUGCAAAGAGUUUCCACCACCUCGGGUUUUAUCCAAUCCCCACCUAGGGUAUAUUGGUGCCGCCAAGUCGAUCCCUACCGUAGAAGAAGCUCUCAUUCAUUUGCAAACACAACCCCUGGGAGCGGCAAUGCCAAUCUUUCAACCGGAUUAUGAAAAUAUUAAAGGGGGAAUUUACCGUGGACCAAUGCAUCCGGAUUCUAUGUUUAUGGGCAUGCACGCUGUCUCGGUAACGGGAGCAGGAGUUGAAAACGGGGAGAGUUUUAUGUGGGUUAGAUCGAGUCAUGGUGUGGGUGUGGGAAAGGGCGGCUAUUUCCGGAUUUCGAUUGAUGCAUUGAUUCUCCGAACUGGUGAAGGAUAUCAAAAGCAUGAGAAAGAUUAUUUCAUAGAACCCACCCCACUACUUGUCAGAUUCUGUUUUCCAGAGGUUUUAGAUGAAAAUGACGAGAAGAGAUUGAAGGAAAAUACAGCAAAAAAAAUAGCAAGUAUGGACCGAAGGGAAGGAGCAACAUCAGGCAAAAACAAGAAUAAUAAGUGAACCACAUCGUUCAUGGGUUGAGAACCAAAGAUCACUGGAGCUCCUUUAUAAUUACCUCAUAACUUAUCGUCUUUCGAGCUGAAAA